CAGAAACCUCUUCCCAUAGGACUUACCACAUAAUAUACAAUUGACUGUUCAUCUUGAUACUGUUUUCAAUUUGUUAUCUCAUUUUUAUUCACCGGGGGUGAUGUCUAAGAAACUGUCCAUCCACAUCCUCUUUUAUCAAACCAAAAUUAAAUUGGCAGAAGUAGUGACAAGAAACAAGGAAGGGUCUCUGGCCAUGGCAGUUUCACACCUGUAGCAUAUCAGGAGCUAUAAACGUCAGCAUCCUAAGCAUCACAUGGUAUCGGGAGCCUAAUAGACUAAAGACACCACAGACUCUAAUGGACAUCCUCAGCUUCAUCACAGGGUGCACACUUGUCUCGCUUGGUCACUGUUGGAUGGUGAAGGUGCCCAAAACUGUGAAGGCAGUAGAUGGCAGCUGUGUAGAAGUGUCCUGUCACACCGCCCCCCACCACAGGGUCAUCUGGUACAAGUAUCAUACCUUUCAAUAUCCCAAGCUUUAUGAUGGCAAGGAACCGGCCAGUGUGGAGGCCAGUUUUAGAGGGCGUACAUCAGUGCCAGGCAAUGCAUCAGAGGGUGACUGUACACUGAGGGUUGAGAGUGUGACAUGGACAGACAAUAACCUCCAGCUCUACGUGUGGAUCAACCCUGAUGAGUCAGCUACACAUAAGUUCCAUCAUCAGAUCGUAACAAUUACAAUUGAAAAUAGAAAAGCUCCCGCGUUAUCCAUGCAGAAUGCAAUGGUGGAUGGAGACCUAUUCCAGGCCAACUGUAGUGUCUGGCAUUCCUGCCCAUCCUCUCCUCCAUCCCUUCGCUGGAGUCGUUUGCCUGUAAAUUAUACAGCGGUGACUUCAAUGGAGGAAAAGGGAGGGCUGUGGGUGUCCACUGAGACAAUACAAGGAAGAGGAACGUACCAACUGCACAAAAAAGAGAUGAAAUGCACAGCUCAAUUCGCUACAGUCCAAACUGAGAGUGAACCAGUCAUUCUUAACAUCUUAUAUGCCCCUGUAGGUGUGAAGAUGAUGGUGGAUGAACAGCCAGUCAGUGAAGGUCAUAGUGCCACCCUGGAGUGUGUUGCUGACAGCAACCCCCAGCCAGGCCGGUAUGUGUGGAUCAGACGACAGGGAGGCCAAAGCAUCCAAACCAAUUCAACUCAGGGCAAAAUGUCCUAUACCAACAUUAGCAGAGACUCUUCAUUCUCCUGCAUUGUCCAAAACAAUAUUGGAUCAAAUCAGUCAGCCUGGCUGUUUCUGGAUGUCAACUUCCCCCCGGCAAUCCUCUCUGACUCCACUUGCUCCUUGAAGGGUGGGAUUCUGACCUGUGUGUGUAGAGCAGAAGCCCGACCUAAUGCCACUCUGCGCUGGACGAUCAGCGGAAGCAGCACUCUCCCAUCCUCCUUCACUUCCAUCACCGUAUACAGAGAUGAUACAGUGUCAGCAGAACUCACUGGGUCUGUGGAAAGUCGACCAAAUGUCUCCUGCGUAGCCAGUAACUCACUGGCCACUGACAUCCAGCAGCUGCCCCUUGACACAAAAUUCACAGCUGGACAGUGUAAGCAAGCUUUCAGUACAGCAUUUCUGUUCUUAAUCUUCUGA
Salvelinus fontinalis (brook trout) is the source of this 1571-nucleotide messenger RNA. RefSeq names its product sialic acid-binding Ig-like lectin 5. Bases 297 to 1571 code for a protein of 424 amino acids. The transcript is spliced from 6 exons. The record is from RefSeq and is a predicted model, not a curated record. NCBI's taxonomy places the organism in Eukaryota, Metazoa, Chordata, Actinopteri, Salmoniformes, Salmonidae.